AUGAUUAAAAUUAUCAUAUUUUUCUUCAUAUUUCCAUUAAUCUAUUCAAAUCAUCAUUUACAUUCAUUACCCUCGAUUGUAAUCGAUCCAAAUGAUUAUCCUGAAUCCGAUUUAAUACUUCAUAAUUUUCAACAUCAAUUUCAUCCAACAUAUUCCUAUCGUUGUUUAUUACAAACUGAAUCAAAAUACUUUCAUCUUGAUUCGUCAUGUCAAUUAUUAACACGCUUGCCACUAAAACAAAUAUGCCCACUUAAUUAUACAUUGAAAUUAGAAAUUGUUUUUCCACAAAAUACAACUAUAUAUGAAUUAAUAAUUGAAUUAAAAUAUAAAAAUCCUUUUCAAUUUAAUAUCAAAAAUGAUCAAUCAAUGAUAACAUUGCCAUUUUAUUGUAAUAAUCAUAAUGAGAUAAAUAUCGAAAAUAAAAAACAUGAAAUGUUUAUUGGCAACGCACAUAUCCUAUUAAAUGAAGAUCAAGAAGAAAAAUUAUGUCAAUUUGAAAAAAAUCCUUAUCGUAUUAAAUUGAAAGAAAAUGAAUUCUAUGAAAAUUUUCUACAAAUGAAACCAAUAUCAUCAUGUUCAGCAACAAAUUAUUUGUUAGCAUCAUCGAAUUCAAAACGAAAUUUCGAGUAUUUUGCAUUAAACUCUUCUACGGGCUAUUUGAAUCUAAUACGUCCAUUAGAUUAUGAAUCAAUAACAACAUGGAAAUUAGUUAUACAAGGUCAUGAUAAAGCUUCCAUACCAUUCUAUACAUAUGUUAUUAUUGAUGUUGAUGACAUAAAUGAUUGCCCGCCGUUACUGUCGUGGAAUUUUCCAUUGCAAACAAUCGAAAUUCUAAACAAUACAGAUGCAUUCAAUAUUGAAAUAGCUGUACAUGAAUCAAAAGUUGAACAAAACAAUGUUAUUAUUGCAAAUUUAAUAGCAUCCGAUUUAGAUACAUCAUCAAAUAUCGAUGAUCAAAUUAAAUUUCAAUUGACUGUAAAUUCAACAGAUUCAUUACCAUUUGAAAUUCAUGGUCCAUUUGCUGAUUCAACAUUUGUUUUAUCAACAAAUCAUAAACUCGACCGAGAACUCCAAGAUAAAUAUAUUUUUAAUUUGAUUUUAACUGAUAAUGGACAACCAAAACUAUCAUCAUAUUAUGAAUUAUCUAUUUAUAUAUUAGAUGAUAAUGAUAAUUCACCUAUAUUCGAUAGAUCCAUUUAUUAUGUUGAUAUACAAGAAAAUAAUUUAAUUAAUACAACAUUAAUACAAGUUUCUGCAAAUGAUUCUGAUCUAGAUGAUAAUGGACGUGUGACAUAUGAAUUAAAUGAUAUUAAUAAUAAAUAUGUUACUAUUGAUAGUCAAACAGGAAUUAUAAGAACAAAAAUGCAAUAUGAUUUCGAACAAAUUAAAGAUUUUACAUUUAACGUAACAGCUAUGGAUCAUCCAAAUAAAGGACAACAGUUGAAAACAGCAGCUACAGUUUUUGUUCAUAUUAUUAAUCAAAACGAUAAUAUUCCUAAAUUUCCUCAAUCAAAUUACGAAUUCUCAAUAUAUGAAAAUAAUGCUCCAAACAGUUUUAUUGGUCAAGUAAUAGCUUCGGAUAUUGAUAAUGCUUCACUAACAUAUUCUCUUGAUAAUCCAUCAGAUGAAAUUUCUUCUCUUUUCAAAAUUUCAUCAUCGGAUGGUAAAAUUUUUGCACUUCAUCCUCUCGAUCGUGAACAAUCCGAUCAAUAUAUAUUUCAUGUAAUUGCAUCUGAUGGUUAUCAUAAGUCUUCACGUAUUCAAAUUCAAAUAACUACACUCGACUUAAAUGAUGAAAUUCCACGUUUUGUUUUUCCAAAUGAUCAUAAUGAUACGUUAAUUAUUGAUCGUACAUACUGGCAUAUCAAUGAUUAUAUAUGUCAAAUCGAUGUACAAGAUCAUGAUCAAAUACCCAAUCAUACAUUACUUCUUGUUCAUCGACUGGAUCAAUUAAAAAACUAUGACUAUUUAGCUGAACAAAAACCUUUAUUAAAAUUUGAUUCAUCAAAAUUUUAUCUUGAUGAUGAAGCAAGAUUAUUUUUCAAUUCAACAAAUAAUGCAAUUUUACAUGACGGAGUUUAUUAUCUAGCAUUUAAAAUUAUUGAUGGUCAAAAUUAUUUCGAUGAGAAAUUAUUAAAAUUAAUCGUUGUUGACAAUUAUGAACGUAUUCAAACCAUCGUUAAACAAUAUGAUUAUCUUGGUUCUCAUUUAAAUAGUCGCUUUUCUUAUUUACAAUAUCAUUCAAAUACUAAUACUAAUAUUAAUACUAAUAAUAAUAAUAAUAACAAUCAUAAUUCAUAUCAACCACGCCAUUCCUAUUCGUCGUCAUCAUCAUUAGAUCAAUCGAAUAAAUUUCUUGUUUUUAUUAUUAUCACUGUAUUAAGCAUAAUACUUAUUGGUAUAACAUUUAUAUUUAUAUCAUUAAUACGACGUAAAUCAUUUCAACAAAAAGAUUUAUUGAAAACUCAAGAUUCUGUAUCAACAUCAUCUGUUUUACAACAACAAUCGGAUUCAUCUACAGCGAAUCUAUUUAAACCAUCAACAAUAAAUAAUAAUGAUAAAAGACAUAAACUACGUGUUAGUAAUUGUUAUGAAUAUGGUGAAAUAUCAUCGCCUUCGUCAUUACUCAUGUUAAAUAAAGGUUCAAUAACACCAACAUCGUUAAUAAAUGAUAAUUGUCAUUUAUUAGAAAAAUUAAAUGAAAAACAACUUUAUGAUGAACAAAGAACUAAGCCGUACUCAUCAUGGGUAUUGUCAACCGCAAAUCGUCCUGACUCUCGUUAUUCUCAACGUAGUAGUGAUUCAUCAACAUUUCAUUCACUUAACCGUCUUUCUAUUCCACCACAAAUGCAUUCAACAACAAACAUAUCUCACCAAUUAUGUUCACCAAAACGACAUUCAACAGUCACCUAUGAAUCAUCAACGACAACAUCAACAAACAAUUCAAAUAUUCAAUCAUCAUCAAUACCAUCAGACUAUACAGUUGCUAUAGUGUCAUCAUCAACAAAUAAUUCUCCACACACACCUGUUAGUUCUGAUGAUGGUUUUUGUGGUUCAUCCGAUAUAUCAGAUCCACCAAUGCAUAAUGGAAGUAAUAGUUUACUAUCAUCAUCGCAUCCACAUCAUAGCUAUCGUCAACCAUACAACAUGAUGAAAGAAGGUAUGAUGCAAAAAAAUCAACAUUCACCAUCGUUUACAACAUUACUUAAUCGUUUCAAUGAUUCGACAGUAACAACACAUGGAACAGAUACGACGCGACGUGUUCGAUUUAAUCUUGAACCUGAAGGAAAACAUCAACAGAGGACUAUUUUACCAUUACCAUCAUCAAAUUCACCGGAUCGAUUAGCUGAUCAUGCUUUAAGACGAUUUGAGCAAUUGUAUAUGACUCGAGAUAAUGUUUUAGAUAAACAAUCGGUCGAUUCGACAGUAUUAUAUACAAAUUCGACAGUCGUCUAG
Rotaria socialis is the source of this 3456-nucleotide messenger RNA. Lineage: Eukaryota; Metazoa; Rotifera; Eurotatoria; Philodinida; Philodinidae. The record is from the annotation of a GenBank genome assembly.